Molecule: messenger RNA, 3500 nt
Organism: Solea senegalensis (Senegalese sole)
Lineage: Eukaryota; Metazoa; Chordata; Actinopteri; Pleuronectiformes; Soleidae
Product: ADAMTS-like protein 2
Exons: 19
Coding region: 34-2955 (973 amino acids)
Biological process (GO): extracellular matrix organization
Cellular component (GO): extracellular matrix
Molecular function (GO): metalloendopeptidase activity
Source: RefSeq, a predicted model, not a curated record
GGGAGAGUUGUCGGUCCAUGACAUGAAUGAACCAUGUUCGGUAACGGAGGCUCAGCUCUCCCGGUCUGCUCCUUCCACCUCCUGCCGCCGCUGCUGCUGCUGCUGGACCUUCCGCUGCUGCCGCUCACCCACGGCUGGUCCACUAAGGAGGAGGUGUUCCAGUGGUGGGGAGAAUGGUCCAGUUGGUCCUCUUGUUCCAGGAGCUGUGGAGGAGGAGUGAGGAGUCAGGAAAGACACUGUCUCAUACAGAGGUUGUCCACCUCGCAGAACAACAGCUCAUAUUGUGUUGGCUCUCCAAAACAAUACCAGCUCUGCCCAAACCAGCCAUGUCCCAGUCCCAGUGUUAGCUUCAAACAGCACCAGUGUUCCCAGUUUAACUCAAAAGCUUUUGGAAGAAGAUACCACCAGUGGGUUCCUCUUUACCCAGCCGAUUACAUCAGCAUCUCCAAUAAGCCAUGUGACCUGCAGUGCACAACCAUCAGCGGUGAGCGACAGCUCCUCGUUCCAGCCCACGAUGGCACGUUCUGCCGUGAUACGAAAUACCACGGCGUCUGCAUAGAAGGAAUUUGUCAGCCUGUAGGGUGUGAUGGUGAGCUCUACAGCAGUAAGACGGUGGACAGAUGUGGAGUGUGUGGAGGCAAUGGCGCAUCAUGCCAACGCAUCUCUGGAUCAUACAGGAAGGCACUCACACAGUUAGGCUACUACGUGUUCAUCACUAACAUCCCAACUGGAGCCACUGACAUUCAGAUCAUAGAGAGACACAAGACUGAGAACAUCCUGGCCCUGUCAGAUGAAGCCGGUCAUUUCUUCUUCAACGGAAACACGGUGUUUGACAACCCUCAGAACUUCCGCGUGGCAGGAACCGUGUUCAAGUACCGACGUCCGAGCAACAUCUUCUCUGACGGGCUGGAGUACAUCAUAGCACAGGGGCCGACGCUGCACGGCCUUAAUGUCAUGUACUACAACUUGAACGGGAAGCUCCCGCACAUCACCUACGAGUUCACCGUGCCCCUCCACUCUUAUGACAUCACUGCAGCAGAAGGCGUCACUACAAUUCCUGACCACUCUCACCUCAACUUCACGCAUAACGAGUUGAGUGAGGAGGGGAGACUGUCGAACCACAGUAGAGGGAGCCUCCAUCACUACAACGCUCACGAGGAAGAAGAAGACGAAGAAGAAGAGGAGGAGGAGGAAGAAGAAGGAGCUGUGUGGGAAAUCCGAACGCCCAGCCCCCCACCACCAGCGGCCAUGUUGGUGUACAGACCGGCAGACGUCACCGGUCACGUGUUCAGCCACAAUGACGUGGAAGAGCAGGGACCUCCUGCACCACCUGGUUACAGGAGUUCCUCUAAUUCCAUCGACGAGCCAUCAACUACUGAUGACAACACUCUGAUUCUCACUUUUCCAGGGAGUCAAAGUAUUCAUCCUGCAGUUCUGCCUGAAGAGGAUCCUUAUCUGCUGCUGGAGGAGCUCCAGUUCAACCAGACACACAGCAACAUACACUCCCUCACACAGUCCAACACGUACGGUGUGAAACGCACACUCACUGAGCUUCAUUCAGCAGCAGCAGCGGCAGCAGUGACACAUGCAGACACAGUGUCGUCCAUGGACGCUGUCACACACACUGGCGCGGUGGUGCAGCUGCAGCAGGUGUCUGCAGUGCAGGCAGCAAACACAGAGAGGUAUGACAUAUUUAAUAUUUCACUGUUUCCUCUUUGUUUCCUCUGUAGCAAUGACUUUGACGUGGGUCUGGACCCAGAUAUUAGUCUGGCUGACAUGUAUCGCUGGAAGGUUUCUGCUUACGCUCCGUGCAGCACCACCUGUACAACAGGUAUCACCACCAGCUACGCCCUGUGUGUCCGUUAUGAUGGCACUGAAGUGGACGACAGUUACUGUGACUCUCUGACCAAACCAGAGCCCACACACGAGUUCUGCACUGGAAAAGAAUGUCCUCCACGGUGGGAGACCAGUGGGUGGAGCGAUUGCUCUCGUACCUGCGGUGAGGGUGUCCAGUAUCGUACAGUGCGUUGCUGGAAGAUGCUGUCGCCGGGCCUCGACUCCUCCGUCUAUGAUUCCCUGUGUCUGUCACACGAUCUGCACAAACCGGCCAACAGAAAGGUCUGUCACGGACAGAGCUGUGGACCACAGUGGGAGGUGUCCGAGUGGUCGGAGUGCUCGGCCCGCUGCGGCUCUCGGGGUGUUCGGACUCGGGAGGUCCGCUGCUCCAUGGAGAUGAGGCUGUGCAACGAGACCCAUCAGCCAAUAGAGAGUCAGGAAUGUGAAGGUCCGCCCUGCGACAGAAGAUGGACAGUUUCUGACUGGGGACCUUGCUCAGGUGUGUGUGGCGAGGGAAGGAUGGUACGUGCAGUGACUUGUCGAUCGUCCGGUGGGGUAGUAAUGUCAGAGGAGCAGUGCGACCAGUCGCUGCGCCCUCUGGCCAUCUAUCCCUGUGGUGACAGAAACUGCGCCCCCCACUGGGUGGAACAGGAAUGGCAGCAGUGUAACGCCAGCUGUGGCCGCGGCGCACGACAGCGUCAGGUGGUUUGUGCCGGACUAGAAGGCGGGGUCUUCAAAGAGUUUCCAGACAGCAGCUGUGACCUCAACAACAAACCAGAGACGAGCUCCUCCUGCUUCCAGAGACCCUGCUCCAAGUGGUUCACCACAUCCUGGUCCCAGUGCAGUAAGACCUGUGGGAGCGGUGUCCAGGUCCGAGAAGUCAAGUGUUACCAGGGGGAGGAGCUUGUAGCCAGGGGCCUCAGCUGCGACUUGGCCCUGAAGCCCGAGGCUCGACAGAGCUGUGAGAUCCAGAGCUGUCCAACAGAAGCACCAGCUGUGGACGACUCCUGUCAAGACAAACCAACGGCCAACUGUGCUCUGGUCCUGAAGGUGAAGCUGUGCUCUCACUGGUACUACAGAAAGGCCUGCUGUCAGUCCUGUAAGGCGCCGCGGCCCUGAACCUGUCGCAAACCACAACCUUUUCCGCGCCAACCACUGGUACCGACGGUCACACGACAACGUUCUCUUAUUGGUGCUACACAAACACCUGCUGCUAGCAAAGGGAUUGGCCUUCUGACGUCAACAUUUACCUUUAUUACUGUUAGCCUGUCGCUGACGUCAAAGGUCCAUGCCGUGGUCACUGCCUUCUACGUGUCAGUGUUACUCCUUUACUCGUCCCCCCCCUCCUCACAACAACAGUUGAUCAUAAAUGUGAGUCUUUCUUUUUAACCCUUUUAUGACGAUCAUGAAAAAAAUUUUCAUCUGCCCUUUUUUUCCAAGAUAACUUUCACUUUCCAUAUCUGGCAGUUAUUCAACCGUUUAGGAAUUACAGUACUGAGAAGCUGAGGUCACAAACGUGUGACGUGCUGGUGAAUCUCGUCAAAUCUCUCAUGUGAUUGGGCGGUCGUUCCACAGAAGUCCUGAGGCUCUACUGUAAUGACAAGUAUAUGAGCGCAAAGCUCUAUUUCUCUGCUUUCCAAUAUUCAUUCAUCCAUCUUCUACCA